UUUAUGCUCAUUAAAUGAUUCAUUCUUUUUUGUUGAAUAUAAAUCAAAGAAAACUUCGAUGAGUUAAAUUUGUUCAUGGCAAUCCAAUGAGAAUGAAGUCCAUCAAACCAACGGCUCUGAUAGUGUCAUGUAUUGCGCAUGCUCCACGCCCACCGGAUGCGGAAAGGUCCGUUGAGAAGUUAGCAAGCGCGCGUGGAGUUACUUCUUUGGCAUACCUGAUAGUGAGAGCAAAAACUGAUGAGGUUACUUUGAAAUACAUCACAAAAUAAAGCCACAUCCCCAUGCUCUGAGAUUCUUAUGCACCUCCUCAACAAUACAUGGUCAACAUGAUGGCCCAGCCCAUAAGACUGAGGAUCAUUCUCGGAGAAGAUGAUGCCAGGAAACUAAUUUUACCAGCUGGGAUAUCAGACUCCAUUGAGCAAUUUUGUCAGGAAGUAAAGACAAAUUUUGGAGUGCAACAGGAUUUUCGUCUUCAAUCUCAAGAUCCUGAUUUUGGAAAUGAGUUCGUAAAUCUGACUGCGAUCUCUGAAAUUAAUAAUAAAGCAACUUUAAAGGUUGUAUACUUGGAUAGUGUGCAGUUGCAAAGUUUUACAGAAGAUGAGGGAGUGACGUGUCAACCAGUGCGAAGUCCAACACAUUCCUUUUCAAGCUCUUCAGCAGACACAGACAAUACAAGGCCCGUUUCAUCGUCCGGUUCAUCACCGUCUACAAGACUGUCAGUGUGGCCAAGUGUCUUCACAGUCCCUCGUUUCAGCUAUGAGGCUGAACUGCAACUUGAAAAGGCCAAUGCUGAGUUCAUUGCUGGUGGAACUCAUUUGACCCCCUCACCAAAACUGAAAUCCCACCUUUUAGAAAGGCUGGGUGAAGAAAUAAUAACAUUUAAAGUCUAUCCAACUGACAAUGACCUGAAUGAAGUUGCAGAAGCCCUUGUCAAACAGCAUCCUUGUCUGAGGGAGCAGGGAUCCUUCAAUGGCUGUUAUGGUUGGAAAAUUAGCCUCAAGUAUAAAAUGGCCAAUGUCCGGACCAAACUGAGAGGCCUAGGCUGUGCUGAGGUGUUGGUAAAUUCACUAAAGAACAAGGCCCAAGACAAAAGUCAGGCAGCAUUGAAUAUGAAAAAGCCUAGAAGAGCAGAAGUCAAUUACUGUCCGCAGUAUCCAAAAGGAGAAACUACUGACAGCCUGGAAAAAGAGAGAAUUGCACUGCUUUCAGAGGUUCAGAAGAGAAACAAUGACAAUAUAGUGACAAUGAAAAUGCAGAAGACUUUUUCGUACAGAAGGCAAGAAGUUAUUCAAGGACAGCCCUUCAUUGCAGAUUUUAAAAGCAGAUGGCCAGCUCUGUUCACCGAGAAAGAGAUUGACAAGGAAUUCCUGCGCAUAUCGACAGUACCGCUGCUAUCUAGAUUCUUUUAUGAGCUAGACUUGUACACUCCACGCAUGAUGGAGCUCUUUCGAGGCAAAGGUGGGGUGGAUGGCAGAAAAAUGAGACACAUCAUGGUGGCCAUCUCCAAGGAUGAGACAAUACAUACAAGGCGAGCAUGCAUCCUGAAGUCCUUGUGUGUCUACCUGAAUGAAGACCAUGAGAAACUUGUGAAGGAAUAUACGAACACUGAGGCCAACACUGAAGCCAUGGAACAAACUGUGAUGGGAGUGUAUGUCAUACAUCAGGAGGGUGCGGAGCCUGGAGAUGACCCAGAGAACAUCGGUGUCCUGAUUGAAGGCGUUGAGGUUCUCACUGGUUUGAGGAGCAUUGCAAUUGCUUGUGCUCUGUUAUUUGGACUGAUAUACUGUCUGAACCUAAGCUACCCACCGGAGCUCAAAUGCACUUUUGAAGUCUUGCAAAAGAUUAUCAUGAAGCUGGAUGGGCAGAGGUUGUCAUCCAAGGCACAGUUCCUAAAAAACAAGCUAAUGGGGUGAAUGAGCUUGAAACAGACUCAGGCAUGCCAGACAUUUUUUUCAAGGUUUCUGCAAUGCAAAUAUGUGUUUACCGUUUAAAAUUGUAAGUUAUAAAAUGUUCAUAUAAACUAUGUGGUUUUCUCUGUGGCUAUUAGACAAAGAUUGUUCGUUCAUCACUUAAAGUCUUAUACACUUGAAGUGUAAACACGGAUUUUUGCCAGAUGGGCAAUUGUUACAAAGGCAAAUGCACACUGGUUUUCACAAAUUGUUUGAGUGGAGCAGUUAUACUCAAAAUUGAAUGUUUUCUCCACAUGUUAAAUAGCAUAAAGUCACUAUUAAUGGAUACAGCCUGAUUAAAUGGAGUACUAAUGUAUGCAAGCAACAUAGUAAUGUUGUAAUGUUAUAGUAAUGUUGAAUGUUAUGUCUGAGCUUUAAAUUGUGUUAAAAUACAUAUUGUUGUUUGCAAUGCAUAUUUUACUACAUUUUACAAAAGUUGAUUUAGGGAUAAUAUUUUUUGUCUGCAAACUAUUCAACUGACUUAUUUAAUUUUUAUUAUUAGGGUUAGGGUUAUUUUAUUGUAUUUUUUUGUUUCAGUCAGCAUGUCUUGCUCUGGAAGUUCUGUGGUCUUAGUAUGAGAUGGUUAAAGGGGAGAAAGCUAGGCUGAACUGGGAUCCUGCCAACUGUUUUAAGAAUGUUCAAGCAAAAUAAAA
This is a messenger RNA of Pelmatolapia mariae (spotted tilapia), 2602 nucleotides long. RefSeq lists its product as uncharacterized. The record is from RefSeq and is a predicted model, not a curated record. The transcript has 7 exons. Lineage: Eukaryota; Metazoa; Chordata; Actinopteri; Cichliformes; Cichlidae. The coding region runs from base 318 to 1913 and encodes 531 amino acids.